AGUCACGCCCCCCAACGUGGAUGUCGUGUUUUGGAGAGACACGGAGCAUAGAACGCCGGUCUAGAAAUUUAUCUACAUAAUUAUUUAUUUGCUGAAAACCAUAGUUAACCAGGUUUCUUUUGAGGUUUCUACACUAAAUUUAAAAUAUUAUUGAAGAUGACUGAAGCAGAUGUCGAUAAAACUGAAGUCCUCUUCAGGACGUUAAAUGCAGACGAUCCUGAAGCAACCGAGAUUGAAAGUCUGUGCAUGGAGUGCGGCGAAAACGGGAUGACAAGACUCCUUUUGACAAAGAUUCCAUUUUACAAAGAGGUGGUUAUCAUGUCUUUUGCAUGCGACUUCUGCGGCUUCAGAAACAAUGAGCUCCAAUCUGGGGGGAAAAUUGAAGAACAGGGCGUAGAAAUCACUUUGAUUUGUGACAGUCCUAAAGACCUCAAUCGUCAGGUGGUCAAGUCGGAUUACACAUCAAUAAAAAUAGCUGAGCUUGAAUUUGAAAUUCCGGCUCAAAGCCAAAAAGGAGAGGUUACCACUGUCGAGGGUAUUCUGGACAGGAGCGUCCAAGGUCUUGAACAAGACCAACCCCUGCGGCGUAUACAAGAUCCAGAGGGGGCAAAACAGAUUGAGGAAUUUGUUGAAAAAUUCAAGUCAUUGAGGGGCCAAAAGUUCACAAUGAUUUUUGAGGACAUCAGUGGAAACUGCUUCGUUGAAAAUCCAAAUGCGCCGGCAACAGAUCCUGGUACUACCCACAAGUAUUUUACUCGUACCACUGAGCAAGACGCAAUUCUGGGCAUUUACAUGGAGGAAACCACUCCUGCAAUGUCCGACAAAGAUCCAUCGGAUGUGCUCUUAGAACUUCAGAGUGAGGUACUGCAAUUUGGAACCAACUGUCCCGAGUGCAAUGUUCCGUGCAUUACCAAUAUGAAACUCACCAACAUUCCGCAUUUCAAGGAGGUGGUCAUCAUGGCCACAAACUGUGAUGCAUGUGGUCACAGAACUAAUGAGGUCAAGUCGGGAGGUGGAAUCGAACCAACUGGAAUCAGGAUUGAGAUUUCUAUCAAGGAACUAAUGGAUUUGAAAAGAGACGUACUCAAGAGUGACACUUGUGAUAUGCAAGUGCCUGAAUUGGAUUUGGAGGUGGGUCCACAUGCACUCGGAGGUCGAUUUUCUACCGUCGAGGGUCUCCUUGUAGCCAUGAAAGAGCAACUAUUGGCCCACUGGGGUGACAGUGCAACCGAGUCCACCUCCGUCAAGUAUCAAGAUUUUCUGGAUAAAAUGGAUCAAGCCUUGGAGGCCAAGUUGCCAAUUACUCUGAUUCUUGACGACCCGGCUGGCAAUUCUUACAUUCAGAGUUUACAAGAUUCGGUUGAGGAAAAUGUGAAGGUUACACGUUAUGAACGUUCUCACGAGCAAAACGAGGAUUUAGGCUUAAAUCAUAUCAAAACUGAAGAUUACCAUGAAGAGAAUUAGUUUGCAGACAUCUUUCAUUUUGGGAAAUUGCUUAAUUAAUUAAUUGUCUGUUGUGGUGCUGGGGGCGCUGCUACUGCCUGUUCAUCAUUUCCUUCCUCUCGUAUAACUGUUUCGCCAUCCAACUUCUUCAGAUUUGGCAACCUCCUGGCCGCCUCAGUGCGCCAAGUUCCCUCUUCACAACUUUCUUGCAAAGGGUUCCCUGAUUGAUUAAAAAUUUAGACGAGAAAAAUACUAUUGAGAAUUAUGUUCUUACCAACAAAUGAAAGCUCCUCCAGCGUGAGCAACUCGGAUAGUUUUGCGUAUUCGACCCACUCUCGAAUUAGAUUGUUCGACAUGUACAAGACCCUCAGGUUUUUAAGCACAUUUAUCCCCUUGACCUUCUCAAGUAAAUUGUAGGAAAUCCACAAUUCCUCCAAUGAAUCAGCAACACCCUCCUUUCAUGUUCAAAUUUAUAUUUUGUGAAAACUUUCCUGCAAUAAAAUUAAAGUAAAACUUGCCAAUCCAGCUAAUGAUUUAAUGUAAUUUCGCCCGAGAGACAAUAUUUUCAGAUUUCUCAGCGAGUUUAGCCCAGAUAUUUUUUCUAUCAUAUUUGUUGACAGCGAAAGUUUCCUGCCAAAUUUAAUAAAAUUAUAAUUUUUUCAUAA
This is a messenger RNA of Neocloeon triangulifer, 2108 nucleotides long. It is a transcript of the gene Zpr1, whose product is annotated as zinc finger protein ZPR1. Lineage: Eukaryota; Metazoa; Arthropoda; Insecta; Ephemeroptera; Baetidae. Gene Ontology annotation, cellular component: cytoplasm; nucleus. The record is from RefSeq and is a predicted model, not a curated record. The transcript has 8 exons. Bases 157 to 1464 code for a protein of 435 amino acids. Gene Ontology annotation, molecular function: zinc ion binding.